UUUUGAUAAUCGAAUAAUCAUUAUUAUUUAGUUUAUCUUUUUUAAAACACACAAAUUUUUUGUGAGCAACUUUGUGGUGCAAGAGCACAGCGCACGUUGGCCCCAUCGCAGAAACCAAUCCAUAAAACAUCAGUCCAGUGGUAGAAACGAGAGCAGUACUCAAGUCGGAAGAAUGAGCGAUCGUGGCAACAGCCCGACCAGCGGUGAUAAUGAGUCCCACUGGCUGGACCAUGUGGAUACGGGUCUAAUUGAAGCGCACUUUACCGAGCACUAUGGCGCUGAAGACGUGCACGAUGAGCUUCGUCGGAUCAUGCAGCGCUACAAUGAGGCAUCAGCGACCCAGACAGUCGCGCCUCAUUCCACCAACGAGCAGCGUCAUGCCGCUGGCGAGGCAGAUCUCACCGAUCUCCUGGAUGCUGGCACGGAUCUGACGCUCAGCGCCACCCCCGGCAGCACACAGAUUGGUGCUGGCCCCGACAGGAACGAGCUCGAAAUUGCUGGCAGCAUCAUCAGCUCCACAUCCAGUGGCUUUGCCCUCGGCAAUCAGAGCAGCUAUAGCUCCCUGGCCAUGGCUGAUCUGUCGCCCCCACCACCUCCGACUAGGCGCAGCUCUCUGCGCGGCCCCUCCAUUGGCUCGAUGCGGCAGGCUGUGGCCGCCGCUCGCGAUCAAUCCAUGACCAUUAGCCUCUCGUCCCGCGUGGCCAACUCCCGUUACGGACCCUUGGGUCGUCUCAACAAGGCUCGGCUGAUUGGGGAGCUAAUCGAGGUGGUGGAGACCUUGCAGGUGGAGCAAUUGUUUUGCGAUUAUCUCAACAAACGCCUCAUUGAGUUCCGGCGUCAGAACCAUCGCGAUCUUGAGCCGCUCAUCUAUGGCGAUGCCGAAGAGGCCGCCGUUUGUGGUCUGACUCUGGUGCGUUAUCGAUUUGCCGAGGCCAUCGCCUACUUGGAUCGAUAUGUUCGCGAGGAUAUGGAACUGUACCAGAUAGCUGAGGACUGUCUCAAGAAGUUCAAGGCCCAACGCACUGCAGUCUAUACUCGCGCCGGGGAAUCCCAGCGCAAGUUUUUCGAUGUUAUCGACAAACUGCUGAUGGGCGAGACGGUGAGCGACAUGAAAUCGAAAAUACGCGCCGAAGUCUUUGAAUUCUGCGGUCUUCGUCGUCAUGUUCGCAAAAUUCGCAAGGAGCUCUUAGUAUCCCCAUUCAACGAUGCCAACUACUACAAGACAAUUGGAAACAUCAAGUAUCUGAUUGCACGACUGUGUCUGUUUCUGCCGAUUCAUGUGCCCUCCCACAUACGCUGGAUUAUGUUCCGGAACGAUACUGUGCGGGAAACGGCAGAUCAUAUUACCAGCGAGCUGGCUGCCGUACAGGUGGAGUUGUCGCGUCAAAGGAGCCGCAUUAUGUUGCAACAGCGCCGGGAGCGCGAACGUGUCUACGGCCGUAUAGUCGAGAUUCGUAUUGUGAAGGCUCCAGCGGAGCCAGUGGAACGUCAAUCGUCGACGAUAAAAAAGGAUGCCGCUUACAUGUACGAGUCAGACUCGGACUCGGAUGAGUCUAUGGGUGGCAGUGAUAUUGAUGUUUGCACCAUGCAGGACACCGAGGAGGAUCAUCUGGUGCGACGCCAAAGCUUCAUACAGACAAUCCGUUGCAUGAGCAGCCUCUAUACGAAGAAUGCGAUUGAUGCUGGCUCUGCCGAUUCACAGCCAACCCCAGCCGAUGCAGCCCCCAUCCUAUCUCCCGCCUCAGCCUCUCUUUACUCGGCCAUUCCCGGCCUCGCGGCCUCCCAAGGCUUGCUCAGUCAAAGCACGCCCAGUCCUGCGGGUGAUGGCAAUGGCUAUGAGGGUGGCGACUCCGGCGCCACAUCCAAUGUAACGGGGCAGGCGCAGCAGCUGAACGCCGGUGGCGACGGCGGACCCUUCAAUAUUAGCAACAAUGGCACGGAGAAUGCGCGUUACGUGCUCGUGCCACUGAAUGUUGGCAAUGAGCCAAUGGCCGAUAGUCCCAAUCGUGUGGUCAGCUUCACCGAGGAUGUCCUCGUCAUGCACUAUUAGCUGCCGUCGUCUAAGGAUCAAUCAAGGCUCCCUUUUUGCCGCUCUGUCUUGCUCUCUCUCUCUCACACAACUAAAAGACUGUCUGUGCGCGUGUGCUGGAGCUUGGCUUUUGGGGUUUCAUAAAAACUAUAUAUAAUAAACAAACAAACAAAAAAGCCAACUAAAUACAUAAAUGUAAAAAAAUCAGAUAUAUAUAGUACUAAUAUAUGUAUAUACUUGUACAUAUAUGCUGCAGGAGUUGUCUGGGAACAAUCCAAAAACAAGCCUUCCAAGCAAGUGCCACUGAAAUAUUUGUAUAAUAAAUGCUUUAAAAAAUA
Scaptodrosophila lebanonensis is the source of this 2367-nucleotide messenger RNA. RefSeq lists its product as uncharacterized. The transcript has 4 exons. The record is from RefSeq and is a predicted model, not a curated record. Bases 173 to 2050 code for a protein of 625 amino acids. NCBI's taxonomy places the organism in Eukaryota, Metazoa, Arthropoda, Insecta, Diptera, Drosophilidae.